AUGACACGGAAGACAACAAUCCAAGAUAAGGGGAAAGAAUGGCCAAGAGGUCAGUAUUGCAUUUACAAAAAGGGAGCUUGUCCUAAAGGUCUCUCUGAGGGAUAUAUCUUCUUUGAUGACGAAAACCACAAAAACCAGAACAAGAUGGGAGGGACACUUCCAGACGGUAAAUACAAUAAAGAUACAAAUAUAUCGUACUGCUGUCGGACGGAUGGUGACAAAUUGAAGCCUAUCACCCUCCCUGUGAAUAAUCCCUUUUACUUGCUGGCCUACAACACAGCUGAGUGUCAGCAGGUUAAUGGAGCCAUUGCUACAAAGGAGUUUAUACGAUAUGAUACUGAAGACAGUGAGAACAAAGACGAGAUGAAUGGUUCUUACCCUUGUGUGAAAGGGAGGAAGAAAUUGACGAUUACUUACUGUUAUUAUCAAGCCUGUCACUACACCAUGAGCGAGAGGCCUCAGGAGUUCAUGUCACCAUUUUACCGCAGUGAUGGUGGCUACCCGAACUCACAGCUUACAAUGCUGCUUCGGUACCAACACGGCCCAUAACAAUUCCUGUGAAAACAAGUCAACCGACAACUUCAGAAAAGACGAGCAGAGCAGCUACAGCAGCCACAGCAAGUGCCAGUGUAAACUUCACGAUGACAAAAUCAAAAGGUUUGGAGGGCGCUCGCUCGGGUCCAGGAAAGCAUGGUGUCCUAACUGUUACCAUAGUGCUCGUAGUAGUUGCAGUAUUGAUUGUCAUAGCGAUCAGCGUAUACUACAUCAGACGAAAGAGACUGGGGCAAAGAACAAAAAGGAUGGCAAAGCAUCCGGUUCAAGAAAAAGACGAGGAAAGCUUCAAUUAUCGUGAUCUGGAGGAACACGAGUUUACAGGGGAAAUACCAGACAUUUUCCCCAUCAUAACUACCUCUGAACCAACACCGGUCUGAAGUAACUUGUGCAUUUUUAAAGGCAGUUUAGGAGGGUGAAACGUCGGUCAAAAGUAAAACUUGCUAAGAACAAAGCAGAAUUAAACCGCUCUUAAUGCAAUAACUAAUCGCCUGGAAGUUCAUUUCAGCUGGAAUUUGUUUUUAACAAAGAACUCCACGAAAGGAAAAAGUAUUCAAUUCUAUAUUCAAUCUGUAAUAUGGGUUUUCCUCUCUAAUUUUGCUGUUUUUAAUUUCUUGUGAAAGCAUAUGAGAAUAGAGUGGAAUACAAUGAUUACCAAAUUUUUCCCAAAAAAAACCUUUUCUAGAAUUUAUGGCAACUAGAUAUUUGUCAUAUUAUGAAGUGAAGGACUCCUGGAAAUUCUCAAAUCGCAAGGAACUCCAGUUUUGGUUAUUUAUUUAACCUCAAAUGAUUCCUGGAUUUUUAAAGGCUUCUGUUUAUUUUUCUCCUGGUCUGAUUAAAUAUUAACAACCUUUUUUUAUUACGCUAGGAUCAGUUAUUGUACCUACAGAUGACGUCAAAACAGUGACGUCACUACCGCCUUUGUUUCCCACUCGUAUGUCUCCAU
Messenger RNA from Stylophora pistillata, 1498 nucleotides. RefSeq lists its product as uncharacterized. The record is from RefSeq and is a predicted model, not a curated record. Lineage: Eukaryota; Metazoa; Cnidaria; Anthozoa; Scleractinia; Pocilloporidae.